Paramuricea clavata is the source of this 4412-nucleotide messenger RNA. NCBI's taxonomy places the organism in Eukaryota, Metazoa, Cnidaria, Anthozoa, Malacalcyonacea, Plexauridae. The record is from the annotation of a GenBank genome assembly.
AUGCAUGAAUGUUUAUUUGUCUGGUACGCAUGCGCUUUCGUAAACAGUCGUAAUCAGAUAGCUCACUUGCCCCGAACACUGAUUGCUAUUACUUGGUUAGUACAAUAGUGUAUUACGGUGUUUACGUAAGCAGUAUUGCCAUAAAUGCAAGAAAGGAUUCGACAAGAUUACUGACCAUCCGUGUGGCAAUCUGUGCAAGCUGUGUAAUACCCAGAACUGUUCCCUUGUUGAAUGGAAAUUUUGCAAGGACUGUAACCGGUUCUUUUUAAAGAACGCUCUUAAAAGAGCGAAUUAAGCUUGCUUUAACCGCCAUAAAGAUGAUACUGGUCCUUCCAAAUCUCUGUGUUGUGCUUUGUUGAAAUGCAAGAAAUGUCAACUUUUUGUUACUCAUGCCAGUCUUCGUGAUCAUCAUUAUGGUAAAGUCAGAUGUUCCAGAUGUGAAAAGUACGUCAAACCAGGAAACCAUCAAUGUUAUCUUCAACCUGUAAAGGCGAAGAGACGGACAGCUGAAGAAGGAAACGAAUUCCUAGAUGAUGACGUGGCCGUGGAUAAUGACGCGGAAGACACCCAAAACCUGAUUCCUUUGACUUUGAACACCCAAAACCUGGUCUUCCGUAAAACGUUCCUCCAGGAAAAUACUAUCGCCGUCAUUCCUCUUUGCGGAUGUUGCGGAUGCAAGCCUGAAAACAAACAAUCUGUCAUCGCCCUGAAAAUGUUGGCUUGGAUCGCUCAAUGCGAUAACAUUGUUAUUCGCCACGCCCGCAAUCAAGGCGAACAACGUAUUGGCAAGUACCUCGUCGAUGGGUUCAAUGCCGAACUCAACACUGUUUGGGAAGUUCAAGGGUGCCUGUGGCAUGGCUGCGAGAGAUGUUACACCAGAGACACUGUGAACUCUGUGAAUCAUAUGACCAUGCACGAUCUUCGACAACGAACACUGGAAAAAGUACGAUUCCUAGAUGAUGCUGGCUAUAAUGUUGUCCAGAUCUGGACGUGCGACAUCGAACGUCAACUUGCCAUAGAACCCGAGAUGAAGGAUUUCUUCGACAGUUUCGAGAUCUCUGAACCUCUGGAACCUUGUCAUGCAUUCUUUGGUGGAAGGACCAACGCAACACGGUCUUCUACGAGACACAACCUGGGGAAAAAGGUGCGUUAUGUAGACAUAACGCACUUUCCAGCCUCUACCCAUGGUAUGUAUCUUGUUAAAAACGUUUAACUUUAAACUCAAACGUGCUUGUUGUUAACUUUCUUAAGCAAUUGUUAGGUGUAACAAAUACGGGGAGUAUCCAUUUAACCACCCACAGAGACGGAGACACAAUGGGAGAACUUGACGAAACGGAACAAAAUAUGGAGUCGAAAUAUUUGUUGAAAGCAUCGGCUUUCCCUUCUGCAGUUGUGACUUGUUGGUCGUUGUGAGUCAUAGUGUCAGGAAGAGCCGGUCGUCUUAGCUUUAAAGAAUCUCCAGAAAUCCUUGGGUUUAUCUUUAACUGAGCUUGCUAGGGUGGAAAUGUAUUCACGCUUCUCAGAUCUUAUCAAGCUUUUGAUAUUGCGCCGUAGCUCUCGAAACCGUUCCCAAAUAUGAGGAGAGUUGGUCGACUUGGCUCUUUUCCUCAGCGUUUUCUUCGUACUCAAGGCGUGAAUAAUUUCUUGUGUGAAGGAGGCUUAUAUGAUCUUUUUACAUUAGACUUCGGGAUGAAGGAAUCAACAGCAGCGAGGAAUAGAUCUUUCCAUUUAGCCCAAGCGGUGUUGAUAUCGCUUUCUUUUUCCACAGUGUCUAACAAUGGAAGACACGUUAAUGUAGCACGGAGGGAAUUAGAUUCACCUUUCUUGUAUAGUUAUAAACCAUGCGUUUAACUGACUGUUUUACUCUCCUGUUUAAGUUAAUAUCCGCGGAGAUAGCUCUGUGAUCAGACUUCAAACAAACAUAAUCGUCAUCAGUAACAGUGAUAUUGUCAAUGAGAUAUUCGUUCGUUGUAAAAAGUAAAUCAAGGAAAUUUUGACCACGAGUUGGCGAAUUUACAAGUUGAAAGAGACCCGCUUCCUGCAACACAUCAAAGAAACCACUGUCGGUUGUUGAAUCAGAGAAGCCAGAGCCGUUUAACCAAUGAGCAGAAGGACAAUUAAAGUCACCAAUAAUAAUUAUAUCUUUUAGCUGAGAAUCAGCUACGCUUUUGACAAAACGGAUAAAUUCUUGAAGGAAUUCAGCGUCAGCAUUUGGAGGACGAUAGCAUACACAUACCAAAACCCUUUUCGGUGAACAGUUUAUAACGACGCUAACAAGUUCCAAGGAUUUGGAAGUAAAAUUAAAUGUGACGGUUUUGAUUGAAUUCUUAACUGCAAGUAGAACCCCCACCACCACGCUUGUUUUCUCUGUCACGUCUCAAUAUUCGAUAUGCGGUUGGUAACAGUUCAUAGUUGGAAAUGGAACUAUCAAGCCAUGUCUCCGUCAACGCAAUAACGUCAAACUGGUUAGCAAUAUUAUGGAAACAAGAUCAUUUACUUUCCUUUGAGUUACACGUGUUAUCCCAGUAGGUAGACUUAUACUUCUGACGUUUUGAUAAAAUACGCUAAAAGACCGACUACUGUUGGGCAGGUUUGUGGAGCCAGGAUUCGUUGCAAUAUCACCACUUAGUAGAAUACAGAGUAGUACUGUAUGUGCGAUUUCUUACUGUUUAUAUUGAAAUCCAUGAGGUGAAAACGUUUUGUGGGCAUGCUAAAUUUCUCUGAAUCACAUCACGGGUAGAAAUCCAUAUACAGCAUUGCUUUUCUGGCAAGAUCGUUAGUUCUGAAUUGAUAAAGACAUUUCCGGGAAUUUUUCUUUUAUUAUCUUGAACAAUCAAACUGGAUUUUGAUUUCAACGAUAGCCAUAAAAUUGCAGAAAAGAACAAAAACUGACCGAGCAGCGACAAUUUGAGUCCUGUUUUACUACGGGAUAAGUGACAUUAUUAUAUACACAAGGUCUGGAUAUGAGGUAUUCUGCAAUCUGAUUGGUUCUCUACUAGCAGGAUAUUAGCUCAUAUCCUGCUAGUAGAGAAAAACAAAAUGGCGGCCAAACUGAGUUUACGAUGUUUUGCAAACGAGAAAACGGCAAGUUGUCGCUUUUUAUAACCUUAACAGGCCAACUACCGUUCAAUCUCUCUGACGUGUCUGUGUUGCAAAUUCAUGGAACAUAUCAUUCUUAGCCACGUUUCAAUGCAUUUAGCAUAUCAUGAUAUUCUAAUUAAUGAACAACACGGAUUUCGCAAACUAUUAUCGUGUGAGACUCAACUAAUUACGGCAAUCAACGAUUGGGCAAAAAGUAUCAACCAGAAGAAACAAACCGAUGUGAUUCUCGUAGACUUCAGUAAAGCCUUUGAUUCUGUUCGUCAUCUUCGUUUGAUGUCCAAAUUAGACCAUUAUGCUAUUAGAGGACUUUCCGCCAAUUGGAUCAAGGCUUCUCUUUCCAACCGCUCUCAAGUUGUCUCGGUUAAUGGCUCCCACUCUCACCCUCAACCUGUCAUAUCUGGAGUACCUCAAGGAACAAUUCUCGCACCUGUCUUAUUUCUUCUCUAUAUAAACGAUAUUUCUGAGAAUAUUAAAUCCCAAAUUCGCUUGUUUGCUGACGAUGGAAUCAUUUAUAGAGAAAUUAAUAACGAUCAGGACCACGUCACGUUACAAGAGGAUUUAGACAAUCUAAAUAAUUGGGCUAACAAGUGGCAACUAAAUUUCAAUUUCUCAAAAUGCUACCACCUAGGAAUUACAAACAAACGUGUCCCUGAAACAUACAGUUAUAUGAUGAAUAAUCAAACAAUUAGCAGAGUAUCUUCUACCAAAUACCUGGGCAUUACUAUAAACCACAACUUGAACUGGAACAAACAUUGUGACGUCAUAUGUAGUAAGGCAAAUAGCACUCUUGGCUUACUUAGAAAAAUCCUUGGUGAAUGUAGCGCUGCUGUUAAAUCUAGAGCGUAUACUAGUCUCGUUCGUCCACAACUUGAGUAUGCUUCCACAGUCUGGAACCGUUACACCAAGAGGAACAUCAACAAGAUCGAGAUGGUUCAACGCAGAGCUGCUAGAUUUGUCUUCAAUGACUAUUCCAGAGCUAGCCACGUCUCUCCAAUGAUCGACCACCUGGGGUGGGACAAUCUCCAACAACGGCGACUGCUACACCAAGCCACCAUGUUCUACAAGAUCCUUCAAGGCCUUCUUGGCAUCAGUCUUCCUGAUGACGUGUGUCCUUUGACUAGAGCAUCCAGGCUACCUAACAUCUGUCCUUACCGCCAAAUUCAGUCGUGUGUCAAUGUAUAUAAGUUUUCAUUUUAUCCAAGAACAAUCGUUACCUGGAAUCACAUCCCAUUUAACAAUCCUUGCCUAUCAACCCCAAGUUUCAAAACACUUGCCAUGCCUUCAAUUAAGUCACUUAAUGUAGCUAAUUA